GUUCGCCACAGCUAAACCGAUUGAAUGAUCUUUCUUUGUUUAUUUUUUUCUACAGGGUCGUCAUGUCAAAACGGGCCAGCUUGCAGCCAUUAAGGUUAUGGAUGUCACAGGGGAUGAAGAGGAAGAAAUCAAACAGGAAAUUAACAUGUUGAAGAAAUAUUCUCAUCACAGGAACAUUGCUACAUACUACGGUGCUUUCAUAAAAAAGAACCCUCCAGGCAUGGAUGACCAACUCUGGUUGGUGAUGGAGUUCUGUGGUGCUGGCUCUGUCACAGACCUGAUCAAGAACACGAAAGGCAACACAUUAAAAGAAGAAUGGAUUGCAUACAUUUGCAGGGAGAUCUUACGGGGCCUGAGUCACCUGCACCAGCACAAAGUGAUUCAUCGAGAUAUUAAAGGGCAGAACGUCUUGCUGACUGAAAAUGCAGAAGUUAAGCUAGUGGACUUUGGAGUCAGUGCGCAGCUUGACCGCACAGUGGGCAGGAGGAACACGUUCAUUGGGACCCCAUACUGGAUGGCACCAGAAGUUAUUGCUUGUGAUGAGAACCCAGAUGCCACAUAUGAUUUCAAGAGUGACUUGUGGUCUUUGGGAAUCACCGCCAUUGAGAUGGCAGAAGGUGCCCCCCCCCUCUGUGACAUGCAUCCCAUGAGAGCCCUCUUCCUCAUCCCCCGGAACCCUGCGCCUCGCCUCAAGUCUAAGAAGUGGUCCAAAAAGUUCCAGUCUUUUAUUGAGAGCUGCUUGGUGAAGAACCACAGCCAGCGGCCGGCCACGGACCAGCUGAUGAAGCAUCCCUUCAUCCGCGACCAGCCUAACGAGAGGCAGGUCCGCAUCCAGCUGAAGGACCACAUCGACCGGACAAAGAAGAAGCGGGGAGAAAAAGAUGAGACUGAGUAUGAAUACAGCGGAAGCGAGGAGGAAGAGGAGGAGAACGACUCUGGGGAGCCCAGCUCCAUUCUGAACCUACCGGGGGAGUCAACACUUCGAAGAGACUUCCUGAGACUGCAGCUGGCCAACAAGGAGCGCUCAGAGGCCCUGCGGCGACAGCAGCUGGAGCAACAGCAGCGGGAGAAUGAAGAACACAAGCGGCAGCUGCUGGCCGAGCGCCAGAAGCGCAUUGAGGAGCAGAAGGAGCAAAGGCGGAGGCUGGAGGAGCAACAAAGGCGAGAAAAGGAGCUUCGGAAGCAGCAGGAACGGGAACAGCGCCGGCACUAUGAGGAACAGAUGCGCCGAGAGGAGGAGAGGAGGCGCGCCGAGCAUGAGCAGGAGUACAUCAGGCGACAGUUAGAGGAAGAGCAAAGACAGUUAGAAAUUUUACAGCAGCAGCUACUGCAUGAACAAGCUCUACUUCUGGAAUACAAGCGCAAGCAACUGGAAGAACAGAGACAAGCAGAGAGACUGCAGAGGCAGCUGAAGCAAGAGAGAGACUACCUGGUUUCUCUCCAGCACCAGCGGCAGGAGCAGAGGCCGCUGGAGAAGAAGCCACUGUACCACUACAAGGAAGGCAUGAGUCCCAGUGAGAAGCCCGCCUGGGCCAAGGAGGUAGAAGAACGCUCGAGACUCAACCGACAGAGUUCACCUGCCAUGCCUCACAAGGUUGCCAACAGGAUCUCUGACCCCAACCUGCCCCCAAGAUCAGAGUCCUUCAGCAUUAGCGGAGUGCAGCCUGCUCGGACACCCCCAAUGCUCAGACCUGUUGAUCCCCAGAUCCCACAGCUGGUAGCUGUAAAAUCCCAGGGACCAGCCUUGACUGCCUCCCAGUCAGUGCACGAGCAGCCCACACAGGGCCUGUCUGGGUUCCAGGAGGCUCUGAACGUGACCUCUCACCGGGUCGAGAUGCCCCGCCAGAACUCGGAUCCCACCUCGGAAAACCCUCCUCUCCCCACUCGCAUUGAGAAGUUUGACCGAAGCUCUUGGUUACGGCAGGAAGAAGACAUUCCACCAAAGGUGCCUCAAAGAACAACUUCUAUAUCCCCAGCACUAGCCAGAAAGAACUCCCCUGGGAACGGAAGUGCUCUGGGCCCCAGACUCGGAUCUCAGCCUAUCAGAGCAAGCAACCCUGAUCUCCGCAGAACAGAGCCUGUCCCGGAGAGUCCCUUGCAGAGGACCAGCAGUGGCAGUUCCUCCAGCUCCAGCACUCCCAGCUCCCAGCCCAGCUCCCAGGGAGGCUCUCAGCCUGGGUCACAAGCAGGAUCCAGCGAACGAACCAGAGUUCGAGCCAACAGUAAGUCCGAAGGAUCUCCCGUGCUUCCCCAUGAGCCUUCCAAGGUGAAGCCGGAAGAAUCCAGAGACAUCACGCGGCCCAGUCGGCCAGCGAGCUAUAAGAAAGCUAUAGAUGAGGAUCUGACGGCCUUAGCCAAAGAAUUAAGAGAACUCCGGAUCGAAGAAACAAACCGGCCACUGAAGAAAGUGACGGAUUACUCUUCGUCCAGUGAAGAGUCGGAGAGUAGUGAGGAAGAGGAGGAGGAUGGGGAGAGCGAGACGCACGAUGGGACAGUGGCUGUCAGUGACAUACCCAGACUAAUACCCACAGGUGCUCCAGGGAGCAGUGAGCAGUACCCCAUGGGAAUGGUUGGGACACACGGGCUGGAGACGUCUCAUGCGGACACCUUCGGCAGCAGUAUUUCCAGAGAAGGAACCUUGAUGAUGAGAGAGACGGCUGAAGAGAAGAAGCGAUCUGGCCACAGUGACAGUAAUGGCUUUGCUGGUCACAUCAAUCUCCCAGACCUUGUGCAGCAGAGCCACUCGCCAGCCGGCACUCCCACCGAGGGGCUGGGACGUGUCUCCACCCAUGCCCAGGAGAUGGACACUGGGGCUGAGUAUGGUAUAGGGAGCAGCACCAAAGCCUCCUUCACCCCCUUUGUGGACCCCAGAGUGUACCAGACAUCACCUACUGAUGAAGAUGAAGAGGAUGACGAGUCAUCCGCUGCUGCCCUGUUUACUAGCGAACUUCUUAGGCAAGAACAGGCCAAACUCAAUGAAGCGAGGAAGAUUUCAGUGGUAAAUGUGAACCCAACAAACAUUCGCCCUCAUAGCGACACGCCGGAAAUCAGAAAAUACAAGAAGCGCUUCAACUCAGAAAUACUCUGUGCUGCUCUAUGGGGUGUAAACCUUCUGGUGGGAACUGAAAACGGCCUGAUGCUUUUGGACAGAAGCGGCCAAGGCAAAGUCUACAACCUAAUCAACCGGAGGCGAUUUCAGCAGAUGGACGUGCUAGAGGGACUGAAUGUUCUUGUGACGAUAUCAGGAAAGAAGAAUAAGCUCCGUGUUUACUACCUGUCAUGGUUAAGAAACAGAAUACUGCACAAUGACCCGGAAGUGGAAAAGAAGCAAGGCUGGGUCACCGUCGGGGACUUGGAAGGCUGCAUACAUUACAAAGUCGUUAAGUAUGAAAGGAUCAAGUUCUUGGUCAUUGCCUUAAAGAAUGCAGUAGAGAUAUAUGCUUGGGCCCCUAAACCUUAUCACAAGUUCAUGGCAUUUAAGUCUUUUGCAGAUCUUCAGCAUAAGCCCCUACUUGUUGACCUCACAGUAGAAGAAGGUCAAAGGUUAAAGGUCAUUUUUGGCUCACACACUGGUUUCCAUGUAAUUGAUGUUGAUUCUGGAAACUCCUAUGAUAUCUAUAUACCAUCCCAUAUUCAGGGCAACAUCACUCCUCAUGCUAUUGUCAUCUUGCCUAAAACGGAUGGGAUGGAGAUGCUUGUCUGCUAUGAGGAUGAGGGGGUGUAUGUGAAUACCUACGGCCGGAUCACUAAGGAUGUGGUGCUCCAAUGGGGAGAGAUGCCCACAUCUGUGGCCUACAUUCAUUCCAAUCAGAUAAUGGGCUGGGGAGAGAAAGCUAUUGAGAUCCGGUCAGUGGAAACAGGACAUUUGGAUGGAGUAUUUAUGCAUAAGCGAGCUCAAAGGUUAAAGUUUCUAUGUGAAAGAAAUGAUAAGGUAUUUUUUGCAUCCGUGCGAUCUGGAGGAAGUAGCCAAGUGUUUUUCAUGACCCUCAACAGAAAUUCCAUGAUGAACUGGUAACGGAAGAGCACUUGGCACUUAUCUUCAUGGCGUUAUUUCUAAUGUAAAAGAGCCUAACUCAUGUGGACGUACGCCAGUCUAGAGGCAGAAUCAGAAGGCCUGGUUGAACAUACUGCUUUCCCCGUUUCCUCUCCCUCCGUCUCUCCCAAUAUGGUCCUUCUUUCAGUGUUGCAGCCUGGCUGAGAAGGAAAGAAAGGUGGCAGGAGUGUCCAGGAGAUGCCGAGGAUGCUGCAUUGUCUGUGGACAGAGAUGGACCGUGUGCCCUUUGGAGUUAGGGAUAGAAACAAAUACUGUGUGCCCUUAUGAUUAAGCUGUGUUUAUUGCUGGCUUUUCCAUUCUUUUGGCUUGGUUUUGGUUUUGUUUUU
Molecule: messenger RNA, 4380 nt
Organism: Acomys russatus (golden spiny mouse)
Lineage: Eukaryota; Metazoa; Chordata; Mammalia; Rodentia; Muridae
Gene: Tnik
Product: TRAF2 and NCK interacting kinase
Exons: 31
Coding region: 98-4015 (1305 amino acids)
Biological process (GO): protein phosphorylation
Molecular function (GO): protein kinase activity; ATP binding
Source: RefSeq, a predicted model, not a curated record